Messenger RNA from Oryza sativa Japonica Group (Japanese rice), 1394 nucleotides. RefSeq names its product cucumber peeling cupredoxin. The record is from RefSeq and is a predicted model, not a curated record. Lineage: Eukaryota; Viridiplantae; Streptophyta; Magnoliopsida; Poales; Poaceae. Gene Ontology annotation, cellular component: plasma membrane. Gene Ontology annotation, molecular function: electron transfer activity.
CUUUUCGGCUUUCUGGGAAUUUUUUUUUAAAAAAAACUUCGGCAUUUGGUUGGGUAAAAGGAAGACUGAGCCGUCGAUGUGGAUUUGGACGGCUGGGAUCGUCUCGGCAGUUAUGGCGGUGUCGUACUCGUACAAGGUGUUUGUCUGCUAGUUCAUGUAGCGUUGUGAGCAUCGAACAAAUUGGAAUUCGCUGGUUAGUCAAAUACUGCACAUUAGCUGCAUAGCAAAUCAAGCGCCUUGCAUCACUGGGAGAAAGGAGAAAGCAGGAGAUGGCCAUUACCAGAACAGAACAGCAGGUUUUAACCUAACAUUCUCUCCGUCUUUUUUAUGGAUUUUGAACCUACCAUUCUCGUGAUCGAGAGGAGAGAGGACUGGUUGGUUCGAGACAUUUGAUCCAAUCUAAAGCAGCGAUGCGUGUGACGACCGUGUGUCAUCAUCCAUCGACCAUACCGCGCGUCCGCUCCUCCCUCCUGCGCCACUCGGUCGUGCCGCGCGCGUACGAUUCGUUCGACGACAUGGCCAUCGUCUCCGUCACGACUGCCACCGCCGCAGCUGGCGUUCUCAUUCUGGUUGUCGCCGCUGGAGCAGCAGCGGCCGCCGGAGCACGUCGUCACCACGUCGUCGGAGGUGACCCGGGGUGGGCGGUGGCCUCCGACGUCCUCGCCUGGUCCGCGGACAGGCUCUUCACCGUCGGAGACACCCUCUGGUUCGCGUACUCGGCGGAGGACGGCGGCGUCGCGGAGGUCGGCGGCGAGGAGGAGUUCGAGUCGUGCGACGCCGGGAGCCCCGUCAGGAUGUACACGGAGGGGCUCAGCCGCGUCGACCUCGGCGGCGAAGGGUCGAGGUACUUCGUCAGCGCCGACCCGGACAAGUGCGGCGGCGGGCUGAAGCUGCGCGUCGACGUGCGGGCUCCGGUGGCUGGUACGACGCCACCGCCAGGGUCGUCGAGGAAGGGCGACCGAGCUGCCGCUCCGGCGCCCGCGCCGUUGGCGUCCAGCGGCGGCCGCGGAGUCGCCACGUCGCGGACGUGCGUUAUGCUGUGCUGCCUCCUGUUCCUGGCCAUAUGAACAUGGAGCAGUGGAGCACGGUGUGUUUCGUCUGAUCUGUCAAUUGUGGUGUUGUAUUCUACCAUGUAUAUCUUCGCCUAGCCUACUUUCGAGAAUAAAUUUACCGACUUUCUGAUCUUACUAGUUCGUAGGCUCGUAGCGAGACAGUCAGGCUGGCCGUAACAACGGUAGUUACCUUGGCCAUCCUAUGGGUGAUAUCUUAGGCUCGUAGCGAGACAGUCAGACCGGCCGUAACAACGUUAGUUACCUUGGCUAUCCUAUGGGUGAUGUCUCAUAUGGCGACAUAUAUGGUGUAAUAUUGAUGAUAUAAUAUUUGCAAUUGCACAA